This is a messenger RNA of Durusdinium trenchii, 1494 nucleotides long. The record is from the annotation of a GenBank genome assembly. NCBI's taxonomy places the organism in Eukaryota, Dinophyceae, Suessiales, Symbiodiniaceae.
AUGGCUCGUUCAUGCACGAACAUCAGGGAUGUCGCCACGCUCAGUGCCUUGAUGACACAGCAUGCAUCUACUUGCCCGAUCCCGAAGAAGGACAGUGUCUCGAUGCAGCAACUCGAGAAUGACAGUUUUGACCUUGUCAUGAAGCAGUUGCGAUAUGACCUCCAGGCUCUCAAGGUUGCAGCAGGCAAGCGUGCGAACUGGGAGUCCACCGUCUACCAUACGAAGCUGCAACACAAAGUCAAGAGACAUGAGUUGAGUGUUGAGGCAGGCCAGUUCUUCCUUCAGAACUACUGCAAAGUUAUCACUUCUGAGACAUCAGAUGGUAUGCUGGCAGAGUUCAAUCUACACCGCCAAAACGUCAUCAACCGGCUUCGCUUGGACUCUUCUGCUUGUGCCAACUUUGUCUUCAUCAACUGGCUUGCCCCGUCAACUUUGAAGAGCGCAGUGCAAUCUGCCCAGACCCAAUUUGCGUCCCACUCCAUCAUCUCCUCCGAGCACAAUUUUGGAGCAGUGUUGAUGCCCAUCUUUACCUAUAAGAAGGGACAGCUUUGGAUGUUGGAGACCGCUACUUUGCGCAGCUUGGCCAUGGCAGGAUUGAAUGUAGACCAUUCAUGGCAUCUAUGCUUUGGGAAGAAGUCUGAUGCUCGCGAUGGUCGGCCCUGUACCUAUCCUGGCCGGUUGCUUCUUCACCCCACGGCAAAGGACCAUGUCUGGUCGACUUGCAGCCUUGUGAAGACUGGCAGGACGGCUGAUGCUGACAUGCUGCACGCAAGGGACAUGAUCCAGGUUGAGGACGUGCGAAUGGACGCACUGCCCACCAGUGUGGACGAUGACCACUCCACGGUGCAGGGGGCGCAGAAGUAUCAGCAGUUUGGCCUCAGCGCUGGGACGAAGAUCUUGGAUGCUGUGAUCGACGGGCUGAACAUUGCCAGCAGCGGGGCCCUGUUCAUUGUGGACAUCAACCCAGGUGUCGGCAAUCUGUUUGACGCCUAUGUUGCCAAGCGCCCAUCAGUGAAUUUCAAUCUCCAGUAUGUUUGCAUUGUCCCAGAUGCCAUCUCAGCUGAAUGGUUUUCUGAAAGCAAGGUGCAAAUGCUGGCUGCUGGACACAUGGACGGCAACAUCACGAUCCCCGGGCACACUGUGGGAGCUGCAGAAUGCCCAAGUGAUCUUCUGGAACAAGAACUUGAGUUGCCCAAACUCAAUAUCAUGGUUUCCCGGAAAGACCUGUAUCCUGAAGUGCCGGGGACGGUCAUGAGGCAGUGGGCAACACAUGGGGUUUUUGGCGAGGAGUUCAACAAAUUCUUGAACCAGCUUCAUGAGGAGUAUGGGCCCCUGCUGGAGCAGAAGGAUUCACCUACUGAGACCAAGACUGGCGCCGGAACGACUGAAGUCCCACAGGGCAAGAAGAGGAAGCCAAGCACUCCACCAUCGACUGCCAAGAGAACCAAGGUCGAUCGGGCCAAAGUGAUUCCAACGUCGGCGAAAUCAGCUUGA